CUACCACCUCCAUCAUUUGACGGACUCUUCAACGCCACAGAGGCCGGUCCAGUUUGCGCCCAAGUGGAUGUUUUCUACACGCCAAAUAACCUCGUGGCUCCCCUGUCCAGCGGCGAAGACUGCAUCCGCAUCAACGUCCAUGUGCCGUACGACUACCUUCCCGCAAUCAACGCAACCAGCAACUCAAGCAACCUCCUGCCAGUCCUGUUCUGGAUCCACGGAGGAUCGUUCUCUUACGGCUCAGGGGACGCCGACGUGCACGGGCCUGAAUAUCUGAUGACCAAAGACGUUAUUUUGGUCACUAUCAAUUACCGGCUUCACGUUUUCGGUUUCUUGAGCUUGGAUAACGAGUACAUACCUGGAAACAACGGGCUAAGGGAUUGCAUCACGGCUCUCAAAUGGGUGCAGAGUAACAUCAGGAACUUCGGAGGGGACCCUGCCCAAGUGACAAUAGCCGGCCAGAGUGCCGGAGGGGUCAUAGCUCAUCUGCUAUCAAUUUCUAAUGUCACAAAAGGACUUUUCCAACAAGUAAUGGCAUUGAGCGGACAUUCCAUCGCUGGCUUCUACAGUUAUUCGCCAUCCUACGCAAAACUCAUCAAUGCCAUCUUCUUGCCUGCUGCUGGAAUAAACCCGCUUCAAACGCCAAAGAAGAUCUACGAGGACCUCGUGGCAGCUCCUCUAGACAAUUUACUGCGCGGCCAAAAAGUUCUGUUAGACAAGUUUGGUCUUGUGUCCUUUACUCCCGUCAUUGAGAACGCUCAACCAAAUUUCACGACUGUCAUAUCUCAAUCACCAGAAGACCUCUUGAACGCUGGAGCUGGUAAAGACUACCCCUUGUGGAUCGGCUUCUGCAGUAAUGAAGCCGCAGAUUUCAAAACGAGAUUGGAGGAGGUUAACAUAGUAACGAAAUUGAGGCUGCAGCCUUCAUUGACGUUACCACUGAACUUGUUGUACUCAGCGAACCCACUGACGGUGCCGGUUCUGACGACGCUGCAGCUAGCGGAAUACUUAAACGUGACUUCUAUAACCCUUGAGAAAUUCUUGGUGGCAGCAACUGACUCGUAUUACAAGUAUCCAAGCCAUCGACUAGCCCUUAAGAGGUUGAGAGUGAAUGCGUCGAACACUUAUUUGAUUCAGUUCUCGUAUCCAGGAGAGAAGAGCGUAUUAAAGGACGCUUUCAGCCAGAGCUGGUCGGGAGCAGCCCACGUGGAAGACAUCGCAUAUUUCUUCAGGUUCAACCAUUUUCUUGGACCUCAGCAAGAGAACGAGUUGGUUCCUACUUCCAAUGAUAAUAUCAUGAGAGCCAGGAUAACUAAUUUGAUCUACGCCAACUUCAUUGUCAGGGAUGCUCCAUUUAAUCUCCAGAUAUACCAGUACAUAUCCAUAGAGGGGCCUUACGACAUUAGAGACGAAUUGAUUAUCGACCAAAAUGAGGACACCUACUUCUCCAACUUGUAUUCUGUUGGUGGCCUUGGACCUGUUUAAAAGUUAAGUUACCAUUACCAGUGCCAUGCUGACCAGGUUUCUCUUCAGCAUUAUAACCCGAUCAAGUUAACUGUGCAUCUGGAAGCCGUGCGUGAUUACCUCCGGUACGGGGAUACCGGUGGGACAUCAUCCCUCUAUUGCGUCGUUGGGUGAAGCUUGACACCUAAAUAUGUCAAUAAAUUAUUUUAUUUCUAACACUCUUUUAUUCGGUCGUCGUAUAAGUAAUUAACUAUGUAAUGGAAUCUAAGAAUCUGAAUUACACGCACUUUAAUUCUUGUAUCAUCAUGAAACUUGGCAAUUAUAUGUAGAUCAGAUGACAGUACAAAUGGUACCAUCGAGUUGGUCUGAUGGGACUGGAAAGUGGCCAUAGGAACUCCUAAACGAAACGGCGGAAUCGCAUCGAGUUUGGGUUCAUUGGAUUUGUCUUUUCGAGCACUUUAGUGCUAGAUGUUUUAGUGCAGUAAUUAAAAGCCUGUUUUUAGUUUUUUAAACUAUUAUUUUUUUUAUUAUUCCAUCUCUAACCCUAAGUAUAACUUUUGGUUUACUAAGGCUUUGGAACCUUUGCCAUUUCAAGGCAUUUCUGUACCACUGCAGUAAAUUAUUGCAGAAGACUGAUUUUCCAC
This is a messenger RNA of Ostrinia nubilalis (European corn borer), 2108 nucleotides long. Its product is annotated as juvenile hormone esterase-like. NCBI's taxonomy places the organism in Eukaryota, Metazoa, Arthropoda, Insecta, Lepidoptera, Crambidae. Bases 277 to 1485 code for a protein of 402 amino acids. Gene Ontology annotation, molecular function: serine hydrolase activity. The transcript is spliced from 4 exons. The record is from RefSeq and is a predicted model, not a curated record.